UGUGUGUGUGUGUGUGUGUGUGUGUGUGAGUAACUCUCGGCAGCGACAGCAGUAGUUCAGUCUGGUCUAGUCUAGUCCGGUCUGGCUGAGUUCAGAUCGUCUCUGAUCAUGUCCUAAUCAUCUGCAGCGGAUCUUGUUCAGUGUCGAGGUGUCGAGUGUGUUCUUGUAGGUUCGGUUCGGUUCGUAAUGCAGCCUCUAUCGUCUUCGUCUUCAUCAUCUUCAGUGUUUUUUCUUCUUCUGUCAAGUUUUUCUCUCUCUUUGGCGUGUAAUAAAGCUCUGUGCGCCAGCGACGUCAGCAAGUGUCUCAUUCAGGAGCUGUGUCAGUGCCGGCCGGCGGAUGGGAACUGCUCGUGCUGUAAAGAGUGUCUGAUGUGUUUGGGUUCUCUGUGGGAGGAGUGCUGUGACUGUGUGGGCAUGUGCAACCCCAAGAACCUGAGUGAGACUCCGGCGACGGCUAAGAGUACAGUGGAGGAGCUCCAGCGGCCGAUCCCUUCCCUCUUCAGAGCACUGACCGACGGAGACGCUCCCAUCAACAUGAUGGUGGUGUCCUUCCCUGUGUCCGAGGAGCUGUCCUAUCACCAGAACCUGGUGUCCUUCCUGGAGACACUGGAGGACGCCCAUCAGAAUGUGUCUCUGCCCGGGAACAGCAUCCACGCCAGCUACGACACGCAGGAUAAGCAGUGUACGGUGGUGUACUUCGAUGACUGUGUGUCCAUCCGUCAGUGUAAGCAGUACUGUGAGUCGAUGGGAGCGUCUAAGUACCGCUGGUUCCACAACGCCUGCUGCGAGUGCAUCGGACCCGAGUGUCUGGACUACGGCAGCAAAGCUGUGCGCUGCAUGAACUGCCAGUACUGACCCGUGUGUGUGUGUGUGUGUGUGUGUGUGUGUGUGUGAGAGUGUGUGUGUGUGAGUGUGUGUGUGCGUGUGUGCGUGCGUGUGUGUGUGUGUGUGUGUGAGUGACACGAUUAACACGAUAGAGAAUAGAUGCACAGAGUUCAUAUUCAGCUUUUAUUACGAGUCCAGGUUUUUUUUAAGACCGAGUUCAAUCUUUAGUUUGUCUUCAGCAGAAUGUCUGCCAGUAAAGAAUAAAGUCUGCUGUUUUUCAGUGUGUGUGAUGUUGAAGUGAAUCGCUGAAGCGUGCUUUGAUCUGAAUGCGUGUCGUAACGAGCGUUUUGUUUAAUGAACGCAUGGCUUCUUCCUCCGUUUUCACCGAGAGACAAAGAGUUCAUUGAGUCCAGAAUCAGAUCCAGAACAUCAUGCUCUGAGUUUUCCUGCGCUUUCCUUCGUGUCUUUGUCACGCUGAGAUUAUAUUCAGGUUAACUGCAUGUGUUUAUUAUUUCUGUCUCUGGAGCACAGAAGCAGUCAGAAGAUAUUUAUAGAAAUAGACUACACUGUUUGGGUCAAAAUUAUAUAUGACAAAAAUCCUUGGGAUAUUAAGAUCAUGUUCAAUGAUAUUUCAAGAUAUUUAGUAAAUAUAUAACUUUGUCAUUUUACUACUUUGCUAAGAAUUUCAUUUAAACAACUUUAAAGAUGAUUUUCUCAAUUUUUAGAUUUUCUUUAAACCGUUAAUUGACUCUUAGGUUAUUAUUUUUGUUUUAAUUUUUAGGUCUUUGAGGAAAUAAUAGUUCAGUGGUUAAUGGAUUUGAUCUCAUGAACUAUUCAACUCAACUUUAUUUAUAGUGCUUUUCAUGAUAAAAAUGAUUGCUGAAUUUUCUACUUUAUAUUUAGGAGCAGCUGAACUACGUUUUUCUUUCUUCAUUUAGAUCAGGCUUUCCCUAGCUCAUUUAUUUCUAUAAAGUUUUAUUCAGUACAGACUGAUUCAAAGCAGCUUCGCAGAAUCACUGGAAUCGUUCAGAUUCAACAGAGCAGAAGAAAAUACAGUGAUUCAGUUCAGAUCGGUCACAGUUCUGAAUCAGUUCACGAUGUUCAGGGAGUGAUUCAGUUUGAAUCGGUUCCAAAGCUGAAUCACACAUCUUGAUUCUUUCAGGUUAUGUUCUCAUCUCAUGCUGUUCAUAUUGAUAAAAUACUGAACAUUAAUCCAGUGUUCAUUAACAGUCAUCAGAGACCUGAACAAUUUUAUUAAACAUCUUCCCACAUUAAACUCUCUAAACUCUGAGAAAAUGAUGUCUUCAUAGACUGUUGUUCUUGUUAGUUCAUGUUUGCUCAGUGCAUUAAUGUUCAUUUCUUCAGUUCACUUUUAAAACCUUUAAGAGGAUAAAGUAGCAUUUAAUUAACAUGCCAUUUUGUACAGCGGUCAUACUUCAGGCUUAUUAAAGGUUAAAGUAUUUAGCAGUGUUUUUUAAAGAUUCUCAUGAUUGAUUGAAAUAACUAACAAAGCCAUUAAUUCUAUUAAUCAAUAAAAAUCUGCUAAUAAUGUUAAUAUCUGCUGAGUUUUUCCGGCUCACUAACACACUGUAACUCAUUGACCACAGCUUUCUAAACCUCCUGCAGUUCUUUAACCUGCUUUUACACGUCUUUGUUUAAAGCUUUGAGAAACAAGUUCUAAUCUGCUCUGUGUUUUCAGCAGAAUGCUACAGAAACACCAUUUUAACACUGAAUAAAAACAGAAAAAUAAAUAAAAUUAACUCAAGAAGCACAAAAUGAACUGAAAGGUGAGAUUAGAUUCUAACAAAAGUUUGACUGAUUUUCUCAAAGUUCAUAAAACGACUGACCUGGAAGAUUGUGUUAAAAA
This is a messenger RNA of Puntigrus tetrazona (Sumatra barb), 2692 nucleotides long. It is a transcript of the gene twsg1b, whose product is annotated as twisted gastrulation BMP signaling modulator 1b. Gene Ontology annotation, biological process: regulation of BMP signaling pathway. Bases 187 to 855 code for a protein of 222 amino acids. The record is from RefSeq and is a predicted model, not a curated record. NCBI's taxonomy places the organism in Eukaryota, Metazoa, Chordata, Actinopteri, Cypriniformes, Cyprinidae. The transcript is spliced from 5 exons.